AAAAAUGUCAUAAGAAGAGCCUCUUCUUAAAAUUACAAAUUCCCGACCUCCAGGGUUUAUAUCUAAAGUUUUUUUUCUUUAUGUGUUUCCUUUACUCAGAAAAGCUAACAAAACUCCAUUGGAAUUUGAUAUGAUUGAAGACUUAAAUGUAGAUGAUUAAAGUGAAUCAUUGUUUAAAAGAAUGAAUUAAACAUUUUAACUUUAAAAAAAUAGUCGAUUUGCACUUUACAAAUCUCUUUUUAUAACAUUUAAAAGUAUUUUCGUAAUAGUAAACAUAGAACAAUUUGUUAUAGUUUUCAUCGUAGUAUUACUAUGGAAUGUUUCUUUAAUGUAUGGUCCUAUAAUGAUUCGUUAAACUCUCUCUUAUAUUGACUAUUCUGAACAUACCUUAGGUAAAAGUUUUGAAUGGUUGGGAAUAAUAAUGGCAGUGAGAUUUUUUAAUGCUUUGUCGUAUUAGAAUAGUUACUAUAUGUUGGUAAUUUAGAUAAUAUUAAAAUUUAGAGAAAAUUAUCAUGUGAUUAGCAUUCAGCAGUGAGUGUUUUUAUAAUGAAAAAAACCUUGAAUGUGUCUUUUUAAAGUAAUAAACAAUACAAAGCAGGAGAAAUAAUAAAUAUAAUGCAAGUAGAUUUAUAAAGAAUAUUGAAUUUAAAUAUUGCAGUAUCUUAGGUAAUAUUUCUACCAUUUUAAAUUGGGAUAUCCUUUUAUUUACUUUUUGAUUUUAUAGGGGUAUCAUGUUUAGCAGGUUUAGGUGUAAUGAUUUUAGGAUUGCUUGCUAAUUUUUUGCUUGGAAGAUGGGGUUGGAAACUCUAAAAAUAAGUUAUGGUUGCAAAAGAUAAAAGAACAAAAUAAGCACAUGAAAUAUUUUCAUAGAUUAAAUUUAUAAAAGCAAAUGCUUUUGAAGAAUAUUUCAAAAAUAAGUUAUUUGAAUUUAGAAAAAAGGAAAUUGAAUCGAUUAAUAAGAAGAAUAUUGUGACUGGUUUAUUUACAUUUGCAUUUUUAAUGACACCAUAAAUAACAUUAAAUAUUACUUUAGCUGUUUAUAUAUGGUUAUAACAUAAUUUAACACCUGCUGAAACAUUUUCUAUAAUUAGUUUAUUUAGUAUAUUGUAAUAAUCAGCUAUUGGUUUACCAAGAUUCAUUAAUUAAAUAAUAGAAGCAAAUAUAAGUAUUAAAAGAAUCUAAAAUUAUUUAUUAACAGAUGAGUUGAUGAAUGAUUGCAUAUAAAAUGUAAAUGAUAUUCUUGGAGAUUCAAUUGAUAUAGAAGGAACUUUCUAUUGGGACAAAGUUCGAAAUUAAGAAAAGCCAAACAAAUCUACUGAUGUUAUACCUGAGAAUUAAGUAAUUGAACCAAUAUUAAAAAAUAUAAAAUUAAAAAUAGACAUUGGAGAAUUUGUUACAAUAAUAGGAGAGUAAUAAAUAAUUAAUAUUAAAUAGUGUUGCAAGUGGUAAAAGUUCAUUAAUAAGUGCAAUAUUAGGAGAUAUGGUUUAUAAUGUUUCUAGAUGGCCACCAACAAUAAAGAUAAAUGGAAACAUUGCAUAUGUAAGUUAGAAAAGUUGGAUAUAAAACGCAACUUUGAAAGAUAAUAUAGUAUUUGGUCUUCCUUAUGAUGAAAAGAAAUAUUAGAAUGCUUUAAUAUAUUCUUGUCUUGAAUAAGAUAUAAAAAUUUUAGAUAAAGGGGAAGCCACUAUGAUAGGAGAAAAAGGAGUUAAUUUAAGUGGAGGAUAAAAGGCUAGAGUUAGUCUUGCCAGAGCAUUAUAUAGUGAUUCUGAUAUCUAUUUGUUAGAUGAUUUAAUAAGUGCAGUUGAUAUGCAUGUUGGUAAAUUUAUUAUAGAAAAAUGUUUAUGUGAAUAUUUAAAUGGUAAAACUAUUGUUUUAAUUACUCAUGCACUUUAUUCUUGUCAAUAUGCUGAUAGAAUAAUUUUAAUGGAUAAUGGAUAAAUUAUAAAGGAAGGCACAAUUGAAGAUAUAAAAUAAUGUGAAAAAUUUGAAUAAAUAUAUUAAAAAUAUUUCAAAGAACAUAAAAAUGAAGAGGAAGAUGAUUAAGAUGAAUAAUUAGAAAAUCUAAAAUUAUAAAAAAAAAAAAAAUCAUCUACUCAAUAAAUUGAUAAUACUAAAAAAGAUAUAGUAGAUGAUUUAAUGAUUUUAGAAGAUAGAAAAGUUGGAAGUGUUUAAAUGGAUGUAUUCAAAGAAUAUUUUCAUAUGAGUGGAGGUUAUCUAUUCUUUAGUUUUAAUUUAAUUAUUGUCAUAAUUUAAGUUGUUGCUAGAUUUGGAUCAUAAAUAUGGUUAGCUUAAUGGUCUGGAUAAUCCGACUUAACAUACGAUGAUAAUUAACAUAAUCUUAUGAUUUUUUCAUUCUUUUCUUUGAGUUUUGGCUUUUUUGCUUUAAUUCGCAUUUUAACUCUUUCUAGAGAAAGUAUUAAUAUUGCAAACAAAGUACAUUCUCGAAUGAUUGAGUAAUUAUUAUUAUAUUCUUUAUAGAUCAUUACUUUAUGCACCACUUUGUUAAUUUUUUGAAAGAAUUCCAUUAGGAGUAUUAAUGAAUCGAUUAACUAAAGAUUAAUCAGUUAUAGAUACUGAAAUUUUAUGGACGAUUUCAAUUUUGUAUAUUAGUUGUACAAAUUUUAUUGGUAUUUCAAUUAUUAAUUAUUACUAGCUAGCACACUUAUUAAUGUUAUAAGUAGUUCCUAUUAUAUUAUAUUUCCUGUUCUCUUAUUUUUAUAUGCUGUGUGGAAAGUUUAAAGAUUUUAUAUGGCAGCAAAUAGAGAACUAUAUAGAUUAGAAUCAAUUAGUAAAAGUCCAAUCCUUAGUUUUUUUUCAGAAACAGUUAAUGGAUUGAAUAUUAUAAGAGCUUUCAGAAAAUAAGAGUAAUUUUUAGAAAGACAUACUAAAAAUAUAGAUUUAAAUAGAAAAAUUCAAAUAGUUUAAUUGUAAACGACGACAUGGUUUUCAAUGAAUUUAACAUUUACAAGUUUUAUAGUAAAUAUCUCUGCUAUAGCAUUUGUAUUAUUUUUUGGAAGUGAUAAUCCUGCAUUAGCUGGUUUGUUAAUGACAGUAGCAACAGUAAUUGAUAAUAGUUUGUAAUCAGCAAUUAAUUCAAUAACAUAAGCUGAAACUUAAUUCAUAUCAUUUGAAAGAUGUCUAGCAUUUGCUAAAAUUGAACAUGAAAAUGGAUAUAAACAAAAAAAAGAUUAUGUCUUGAAUUGGCCUUAAGUUGGAGAUAUACAAAUAGAUUCAUUAGUUGUGAAGUAUAGAGAAAAUCUAUAACCAGCUUUAAAAGGUCUAAAUGUUGUAAUAAAAAGAUAAGAAAAGAUUGGAGUAGUUGGUAGAACUGGAGCUGGAAAAUCAACUGUCACUUUAUCUCUUCUAAGAAUUCUUGAAGCUACAGAUGGUUCUAUUAUAAUUGAUGGAGUUGAUAUAUCAACCUUAAAUUUAAAAUAACUAAGAGAAUCCAUCACAAUGAUUUUAUAAGAUUCAACUCUAUUUGAAGGAACUUUAAGAGAAAAUCUUGAUCCUCUUCAUUAACAUACAGAUUAAGAACUUAAUGAUGUAGCUUUAUAAUGUUGUUUGGGAGAUUUGUUAUUAUAAAAAAAUGGUUUAAAUACUGAAAUAUAAGAAAAUGGGGAUAACUUGAGUGCUGGUGAAAAAUAACUGAUUUCCAUAGCAAGGGCAGUUUUGAAAUAGUCUUAGAUAAUUUUAAUAGAUGAAGCAACUGCUAAUAUAGAUGUAGAUACAGAAUCAAAAAUCUAACAGACAAUUUAAACAGCUUUUAAAAAAUGCACAGUAAUAACGAUUGCUCACAGAAUUAAUACUAUAAUGCAUAGUGAUAAGUAUAAUAUAUUAUUAAUAAAAUAAGAAUAUUAGUGAUUGAUCAAGGAGAGGCGAAAGAAUUUGAUGAGCCUUAAAAUUUAUUAAAUGAUAAAAGUUCAAUUUUUUAUAGUUUGUAUUUACAAGGUAAAAAAAGUAAUAAGAUCUGAU
Paramecium sonneborni is the source of this 3976-nucleotide messenger RNA. The record is from the annotation of a GenBank genome assembly. NCBI's taxonomy places the organism in Eukaryota, Ciliophora, Oligohymenophorea, Peniculida, Parameciidae.